CUCAGUCGUGUUUUAUCAUUUAACACGAGGAAAGAAGUAGCUAUCAAACGUUCCAUUUCAAUGGCGGGAAAAAAAGUGAAAGUUCUUUUUUUGAGUGAAAGUUAAAAAUCCUGCCUUAGGCAUGUCGGAAAUCAACGAGUUUACAUUUUUUAUCGUCUGCUUCGCCAGUUGCCAUUUCGCGCUUUCCUCUUGUUGCACGUGUCUGUAGUAGUUACGGUUUUCUAAUGUUGAUGAAUUCCUUACAUAAUUUAUCUCAUCUACAAACUAUCGAUAACUGAAAGUGUGGGAAUCUUUUAUGUUCCAUUGUGGCUCUAAUUUUGAAAUUUAUUUUCAAGGUCAUAUUUGUGUUCGAAAAGGCAUGCCGGUGUUUAAAAUUAUUCUUUAAAUAACUGGAGGAAAAUUCUGAUUUUGACUUAAUAUAAAUUCCAAAUUAACUCCGAAAAUUGCAGUUUUUUUAUUAUUACAUUCAAUAACUGAUAAGUUUUGAUUUUAGAGUAAGAUUUGAACAUCAUUUUGGAAUCUGAAUGCAUUUAGAAAAAGAAACGUUAUAUACUGAUUAUGGUCCGAUCAAGUAUCUGUGUAUAGUUUUUGGUUAUUAUAGGAUAUUUUUCUAGCUAUUAUGCUCAAUUGAUUACUUCAAAAAUGGUUGUGAAAAAAAUUACCCUCCAAUGUGGAGUGAUAUUUUUACUCGUGUGUUUUAAAAUCUAUCCCUUAGAAUCGAGAACAAUAACAAACGAAACAGUAUUCACUGAUUCAUCAUUGCCAAGCACGCAACAUUCGCUACAUUCAUCAAUCGACAUUCAUCAUGCUCAAGAUGUUGUGCCAAAUACAUACAAAUUGGAAGAAACUACAAAUGGAAGUCUCGAUGAAAUUGUUCACAACUUAACAAACAUUUCAAACUUUGAUGGAAAUAUUUCAAAUUCUAGCCAAAAUACGGCUAACAUUUCAAUAGGAUCUCAGUUCAGCUUUGCAAGAGGAGUGCCAUUUUAUUCUUCGACGGACAAAACCAAUGAAGACGAAGAUUUUAAAACCACCCAUUUUCCUCAAGAUGAUUUUUCGAUUCCAGAAAAACAAGACACUAAACAUACAUUGAAUGCUUCAUCGACUUUUGUUCCGAAAUCAGACGAUUUAUUUGGUGAUACUAAAACUGAAAACGAUACUGAUUUGGAUUCUGAAAGAAAAGCUAUCGAGGAUUUUGGGGAAAACAUAAUGAAGCUAAAAGAAAACGUGAACACGUUUAAAGAUAACUUAAGAAAGAUAUUGUUUGAGAAAGAUCUAGUUAACAUCGAUUUGAUGGAAGACCAGCUUGAAAUAUCUGCUAAAAAGAAGCUUGAGGAUAACUUAUUCACUAAUUUAACACCAUCAAUUUUAUCAGGUAUCAGCACAAAUAUUACACAGAACAAAACGGCAAUAACUACUGAAGUUCCUAUUUUAGAUAAACAAGUUAAUGUGUCAAUAAUGGAUAAUUCUUAUAAAACUAAAUCUAGUCAAGUUUAUCCAAAAAUGCCAGAAAAAGAUCUUUCUGAAAACACCGAACGAAUACAACCGGUUGAAUUCAAUCGAAUCUCUGCAUUUGCCAGUAACAUCAGCGAAGUUAGCAAACGGAUGGGUGCAUUUUUGAAAAAGCAGUACUGGGAAUUGAACUCUAAAAAUGAGCAGAAGGCAUCUGAAUCCGUGAUUUCAAGGGGUCUGGAGAACUUGGUGGGCAGUGUGGAAGAAACAGAGCUGCCAUCAUCUCAAGUUCUGCAGCAAUGGGUUAACCUAGAAGAAUCUUUUCGUGAAUCUGUGGAUGCUGUUGUUCGCCAAGCUCUUCCGCUGUUGGUUCGCGCAUCAUCUGAAAUGCAGCUUAGCAACGGUUGCUAUACAAGUUUUUUCCAGCUAUUAUUAGGUCUACGUCGUCUCAGACCGUGGGCCUUCCAAAUGAUUGACGCAUUUGGGAAACCACCGGCUGGAAUGUUGCAAGGUACGGUGACAUCUUUUGGAGCUUUUGAUGAAUGUGUCAAUAUACUUGCUAUGUCUGAUGCCAAAAAGAAACUACCUCCGACUCAGUACUUUCGUGGAAAGUACUGUACUAUAGAGAUCAAGCCUCCGUUACCACCCAAACCUCAGUACUAUACCAUGUAUCAACCAGUCAGCAUUUUGGCAAACUUCUCGAAUGGAGAUGAUAAUGUAAUUCGCCAGGCUGCUCGUCAAGCACAUGCUUUUUAUUUCUUGACUUAUCGAAUGGACGUCUGCGUACCUUCUACAUGUACGCAGCAAGACGUAGACAACAUGGCGCAAUUUGCUGCAAAAUACAUCGAUAUAGAGGUAGCCGUUCCCAGGUGCAGCGUGAAGGAGAACUUACAAUUUGACAAAAGUCAAGUCAUCUACAUUUGCAUUGUUGGAAUACUGUUAACUUUGGUCGUUGUAGGAACAGUCUUAGAUUCUUUUAGAGAAAUUUUUCACAAAACUAAAGCAGUUGUUCAAUGUCUCAGCACUGCAAUUUCUAGAUUCCUUUUGUCUUUUUCACUGAGCACAAAUGCGAAUCUAUUGUUUAACACUGAUACAUCCCACAAUGGUUUGGAUUCACUACAUGGUAUGAAAUUCUUUGGAAUGGGAUGGUUAGUACUUGGACAUACCUAUUUCAACAGCAAUGUUCAAGUCUAUGGAAACUUAACAGAAGCUUCAGCUUUUGCCGAAGGUUUCUUUUUUCAAAUUAUUGUCAAUUCAACCGUCUCCAUUGACACAUUUUUCUUCAUAAGCGCUGUUCUAUUAUCUUACGUGACCUUACAGAGUACAAGUAAGCAUGGUUAUUAUAGUAUGCCGCGGCUAUUUUUCAGAAGAAUCGCCAGGGUAAUACCAUCAUAUAUGAUGGUUGUUGGUGCUACUCUUCUUCUUCCUCAUCUGGGAUCUGGACCAUUUUGGAAUGAGACUGUGGACCCCGUAGUGAACAUGUGCAAACAAAAUUGGUGGACAAACUUGUUGUUUGUCAACAAUUUUGUUACCACGCCAGUUCAGAGGUGUCUUGAACACUCUUGGUAUAUAUCCUGUGAUUUUCAACUAUUUGUUUUAGGAUUGUUGAUUUUACUGGCUUUUAUCAAGCGUCCCAUGUUAGGAUUAAUCCUCAACGGAAUGAUAAUACUCGUUUCCAUGGUGAUGACAGGAAUUAUGACUUAUUACUACAAAGUUCCACCAACUUUAUUAGCUAGUUUCCCUGAUCCAGAGGAACGCAAAUAUUUGAACCACGUUGUUUUAAGUAAGCCCUAUUGCCAUUUGGGUCCUUAUUGCGUAGGCUUAGCUACAGGUUAUUUUUUCUACAGGUGCAAGGAAAUUAAGUUGAAAGCGUAUCAUCAUGUUAUUGGUUGGGGCAGUACAAUCUCCGUCACAGCUGCAGUUGUGUAUGGAGUUCUAGAAUGGAAUAAAGGUAACUUGCCAUCUACAGCAGCUGCCAUAGCGUACGCCGCUACUCAUAGAACGGCAUGGGCUCUUGGAUUAUCUUGGAUUACUGUCAUAUGUGUUGCUGGAUAUGGAGGACUUAUCAACAGAAUUCUAUCAUGGAAAGUAUUUGUACCUCUAAGUCGAGUAACCUACAUUGUGUAUCUGAUACACCCACUGAUACAAUAUAUCUUAACAGGCUAUAUCCGAGAGAGACUUCAGACUAAUCACAUCAUAUUGGCCUACUUCUUCUUCGGACAUAUUAUGACGUCAUAUGCUUUAUCGGCUGCCUGCUUCUUUCUUUUUGACGGACCAGUGGAAGCUCUCAUGUUGUUGGUACUAGGAGAAUGCACUGCACCAGCACCUGAACUGGCCAAGACAACGCUCAAACGUAAAGCAUCUAAUAACAACAUUCUAAAUGAGAAACAACGGAAUUUUUAGUCCACAGUUCAUCUUUAUGAGAUUGUGUUUAACCACCAAAAGCAUUCCUUAUGUGAAUCAGUGAAACUCUAAUACAUUGUUACCAGAAAUAAUGAAAUUGUGAAACAUUCUCAUUGUGAAUCAAUGAAACUCUAAUGCAUUGGUAUCAGAAAUGAUGAAAUUGUGAAGCAUUCUCAUCGUGAAUCAAUGAAACUCUUAUACAUUUGUACCAGAAAUGAUGAAAUUGUGAAACAUUCUCAGAGUGAAUCAAUGAAACUCUAUUGAAUUAUUAUCGAAAAUUAUGACACUUAAAAUUUCUUAGUGGGAAUCAGUGAAACUUUGAUGAAAUGGUAUCAGAAAUGAGGAGCUGGCAAAAAAAAAAAAACACUCAAUCAUAAAGCAUCCAGCAAAAGCAAAGUUAAUAGGAAGAAACGAGAUUUUUAAUCGAUAGUUCAUUUUAUGAGACUGCGUUUCACCAUCAAAAACGCAUUCUCAAUGAGAAUCAGUAAUACUUUUAAUAAUUGUAUUCUGAAAUGACGAAAUCGUGAAACAAUCUUCAUCUGAAUCAGUGAAACUUUGAUGAGUCGGAAUCAAAAAUUAUGAAGUGAACUGGCUUCAGCAACGGUGAAUCAUAAAAUAUACAAAAUUAGAAGUAGACGCAUUUUUUAAUUGAUCGUUCAUUUUAUAAAACUGUAAAAAAAAAUUUAAAAAAAAACGUUUUAAAAUAUUUUCAAAGCAGUCCUAAUAUGAUUGGGCAAAUUAUUGAAAAAUUGGUAUUGGAAAGGUGAUGACAUCGUGAAAUAUUCUUGAUAUGAAUCAGCGAAACUUUGAUAAAAACCAGAUUUUAAUCCUUGUGUUGUACCUGAGUUUAAGCAAAAGUCAGACUGAUGAUUGCAUUUUUAUUUAUGUUUUUGCUACGUUAAGUUUAAACAACAAUGAAAAAAAACUUAUGACAAUUGUCUCACUUGCAUUUAAAAUAUUUAUUUCACUUUUGUUUAAAUGUGUUCCAUUUAUAACUCUCUGUUUUUGAGAAAAAUUGUAGAAGCUGAAUGGAAAUAGCUACAUAAACUUUAAAUCAUUUUUACGAAGUUCAAAGCAAUUGAAAUGUGAGCUUAAUUUUUUCCACAAACUUUUCUUUGAAGUAUAGAUUUGAUAUUUUGUUACUAAACAAGAAGUUUGUAAACAACUUUUUCAUCCGAGUUAAAUAUAAUCAAAUAGCUAUUUUCAUAAUAAAAGAAAAUAUAUUUUACUAUGUCACAGGUGCCAUUUUCUGAUAUAAUAUGUUAAGGUGAUGACCUUUAAAAGUAAACUGU
This is a messenger RNA of Parasteatoda tepidariorum (common house spider), 5147 nucleotides long. Its product is annotated as nose resistant to fluoxetine protein 6-like. The record is from RefSeq and is a predicted model, not a curated record. NCBI's taxonomy places the organism in Eukaryota, Metazoa, Arthropoda, Arachnida, Araneae, Theridiidae. Gene Ontology annotation, molecular function: acyltransferase activity, transferring groups other than amino-acyl groups.